Molecule: messenger RNA, 3857 nt
Organism: Struthio camelus australis
Lineage: Eukaryota; Metazoa; Chordata; Aves; Struthioniformes; Struthionidae
Source: RefSeq, a predicted model, not a curated record
AUGAAACCGGCAUCCCCGUGUCCCCUCCACCUCCUCGCUGUGAUGAUUGCCAGCUUUGCCACACCAAAGCGCUGCUGCCUUUACCAGCCACCAGGCAAAAUCUUAGUCCUAGUGAAGGUCAUAGCCAAAUUUCCCUCAUCUGUGAUGGGGAAGCCUUUUGCCAACAGCUCCUUCACACCAGCUGAAGUGCUCAAGAUGGCCCAGCUGAGCAUCGAGUACCUGCUGCACUGCCAGGAGAGCCUGAGCACCGCGCUGGGCCUGCAGGCUGGUCACCUCCAGGCUGGCCUCGAUGAGCUGGCCCGUGCGAAGCAGGAGGCAGCGAGGCAGGCGCAAGAGCUCAGGGGGGUGAAGGAGGAGAGCAGGAGGCGCAAGAAGCUGAUUGCCACCCAGCAGCUCCUCUUGCAAGCUGGGGCUAAUAGCUACCACAAGUGCCAGCUCUGCGAUAAAGCUUUUGUGAACUACUCUUUCCUCCAAGCCCACAUUCAGCGCAGACACACUGAAGCCAGUGAGGCUGAGAGGCAGCAGAAGAAGCAGGUGGAGCAAAUGGAGGAUGAGAUUCGGGAGCUGAAAGUGAGACUGAGGGAGACGCAGCAGGAGCUGGAAGCGGAGAGAGAGGCAGAGAAGCUGCGCCGGGAGCACGAAACAGAGAGAGCUCACCAGAGAGAGGAGGAGGGCAGGAGAGAUUUUGAAAGGUGGAAAGAGGAGGAGAGGACAAAGCUCCACCAAGAGCUGGACAGUUUGAGGCAGCUGUUCCUCGCCGAAAUCAAGGAUAUCGCCAGCAGGAGCAGUGCUGUGGAAGGGAAAUUACAGGAGCUGCAGGCCAGAAACAUGACAGUGUCCAACCUAGGGACCCUGCGGGAUGAUGACUGCGAGGAGAAGCAGCAGUGGGCGCUGACCCGGGCAGAGCUACAGGAUGUGCGGGAGAGGAUGGACGUGCAGAGGGAAGAGUGGAAGCAGAAGCUGAAGGACCUGCGGAAGGAGCACAUGGUGCAGGAGGCCCAGUUGAAGAAGGAAAACAAGAAGCUCCGUGCUGCCCUGUCCCAGGACCAGCGGGCAGUUAUGGACCACUUCCAUCAGGAAAUGGACACGCUCAGCACCCAGCUUAGAGACCAGGCUGAGGUCAUUAAAUCACAGGAGAAAAAGAUCAAGCUGCUGUCUGCAAGCAAACCUGAAGUGGCCCGGGAAGCACCCAAAGUGGCGGCUGUGGAAGAGUCAUCAGAAGAAGACAUGGAGGACGCCCUGCCUGAGAAGCAGAGGCUCCUGGAAGCUCUGCAGAGAAACCCCAACCUCCUGAAGCGGUUUCGCCCUGUCCUGGAGGAGACGCUGGAGGAAAAGCUGGAGAGCAUGGGCGUGAAGAGGGUUGCCAAGGGUAUCUCGACUCAGACCUACAAAAACCUCCAAACUCUGGUCAGAAUUCAGCAGCAACAGAAGGCUGAGAGAUUUCCAGAGCUUCUCCUCCUGAGGGACAAGUUAAUCCGAGCGGUCAUGUGGAAGGUUAGGCAACGCGAGAAGCCCAGCGGUGCCUUCCCUCGACAGCUGUCCGUCAUCCCAGUUCAAAGCCAAAAGAGCCCCCGGCCACUUCAUCGGUCUCUGCCAUCGUCGCAGCCCAUGGUGAAGCUAGCUGCAUUACAGCCUGGACUCUCAGCAGCCCCCCAGCCAGCUCCUCGGAGCAGAGCCUGUGCCACCCACAGCCCUCUGGGGACAUCCCUGGGAACCACCCAGACCCCCAAAGCCAGCAGCACCCCCAGCCCUCUCCCAGGACCUGUCCCACAGCUGAGCCCACGUCCCCGCUCAGAAGUGAUGUUGGGGUGGGAGCAGGCUGGUCUGUCCCCCAUGAAGCUGAGACCUCCCACAAGCACACAGCAAGAGCGGACACUCUCCAAAAUGAUGCCAGAGGAUGACACUGAAUCGGAUGGAUCUGCCUUGGAUUCGCCAGAGGAAACGGUUGGCCCAGGGACAACGGUGUCUGCGAUGGUGAAGGUCUUGGAGAGACGCCUGGACACGACAGCACAGAAACCAGCUGGGGGUGUGAAACUCUUCCCCGAGAGGAGCUCUGGGUCACUGGAAGCCAGCCAGCCCGCCAAGAAACUCCAGGCUGUGGGUGACAGCAGUGACCUGGACACCUCCUCCCUGGAGGACCUUGUGGUGCCCCGGGCACGGGAGCCGCCGGAGAGCUGGCGGCGGCCGAUGGCGAGGCUCAACGGAGACUCGGGAGGCUCACCUGGCACCAGCGCCUGGAGCUCAGGCAGUGCAGGAACCAGGGGCUGGUGACCUGCCCGGCAGGGCUGCCCCAUUUGAUGGCCCUGCUUGAGCAGGGGGGUUGGACUAGAUGAUCUCCAGAGGUCCCUUCCACCCUUGGCCAUUCUGGGAUUCUGUGAUUUCCCUGGGCCCCGGGGGAGCCAUGCUGCAAGGUGACACGACAGGAGAAACGACGGCCCUCUCCAGGAACAAGCAGCCACCAGCAGCCACUUGAUGGUGCCACAAGACCAGAAACAGGCAGCCACCGCUCUGCAGCCUCCGAGGGCUGCUGUCUGGGCUGCAGCAGUUUCUCUUUCCUGGUCAAGCAAAUUACCCCAAUGCUGGAGCUUGCUCAAGCACCACAUAAGGUUGGCAUCCUCCCCGGCCAGGUGCUGUUAUGCAAGCCAAGGGGAGUAAAUGCUUUGUGACCAGAAGGGCAGUGAUUUCUGCCUUCCCUUCGUGCGUGUGUCUGCGUGAGUUGUAACGCAGCACAGAGCCCAUCCUAGGGUGCCACGAGCGUAGAGAGCAGCUCUCACUGGCCGUUGAACUAUCCCUGUUCUCCAUGCUGGUCACAGCUUGACGCUUGUGUGCAUCUAUUUUAUUUUUUUAAGCCGUCUAUCAAACAGAUGAACUCCAAAUACUGAUUAUUUGCCCAUUUGAUUAUAUGUUAUCACAUCAGUCAGGCUCUGCUUAUAAUGCUUAUCCAUACAAAUGAACUGCAUUUUCCUAAAUCUCUCUCUGUUUUGUACAUUUGUAGCUGUGCGGGAGACAACCUUGAUCCUUCCAGAAGGCAAAAUUGUGUAGGUUCGAAAAAUACAACAGGAAAAAUUGCACUGACGCUACGUGACUACUCAUCUGUUUUUCCAGCCCGCUCUACUGCUGGUUAAAAUUUCUGCCUUUUCAUGUUUGUGGAGAAUUUAAUGUCAUGGAGCAGAAAGACCAGCCAGAGCUGAGCAGAACAGCAACGUGAACUCAUUUCGUUUCAUCAAACAGCAAAAGUGCCUUCCAGCUAGGUGACUGCAAACAUGCAGAAAAACAUAUAUAGUAGAUGCACAUAUACCCCUGUAGGUAUGCAUUCACAUGUGCGCUCCGUAUAUCUAUAUUAUGGCUCUGUGUGCUGCAUGCCUAGAAACUUUGAGAAGGAAUCUUUCCAUUUUAAUCUUUCCAUUUGAAAGAAGACCUAUGCCCGAUUUGUGUUAUUCAUUAAGUUUACAAUACUGUAGCCACAUGUGUUACUUUAUGGAUAAUUUAACAGACAUUGUUCUUGUUGGUUAGUGUUGAUCAUAAUGAAUAUUUGCUUUCAACAAAUUAAAACAAAUGAGCUGGGUAGGAGUGAGUGUUCUCCUCUUCAGUGUGUAGGGGUGACAGGGAACCCAGCUGCUGCAGUCAAGCUUCAUGUGCUCAACGGAGAGUCCAGACAUGAGGGAAAAGUGCCAGAAAGGUGAAGAAAAACUUCUCCUGAGUUUUGGGAACUCCAAAAAUACCUGUCAGCCUUGUGCUAAGAGAAAGGUGAAUAAAUGCCCUGCAAGGUUCAGGGCCUGGGCAAACUCUGUUGUUGCCCCAGUUGCUGAUUUCUGCCUCCGGACUCAUCGCUGGUGUCGUGGGAGGCAGCAUGAGGG